Messenger RNA from Ilex paraguariensis (yerba mate), 255 nucleotides. The record is from the annotation of a GenBank genome assembly. Lineage: Eukaryota; Viridiplantae; Streptophyta; Magnoliopsida; Aquifoliales; Aquifoliaceae.
AUGCAUAAUCCAAGUCCAACUUUCCAUGGGACCUCCCUGAGUGGGUCAGUGCAAACAAGUCAAGCUCCAGCUGCUUACUUGAUGAGAUCAAGAUGGACUUCAACAUGGGCUCGCCCUCAGAACUCGGAUGAUGGGUAUUCCAGUGAUUCCAUUCUGAGUCACGCAUUGAAUGAUUUCAAAAAAAUGUCAACGAAUUUUUGUGUUUAUCGUUUGGUGGGGCAACUAGAUCUGAGCUGCAGAUUUGUCACAAGUUAA